AUGGUUGCUAGUGCAAAAAAAUAUCCACUGGGCUCUCCUCAGGAACAUAUUGUAAUGUGUGAAUCCCAUGAUAUACCUAUUGAUAUGAUUUGUGAAGACUGUGAUGAAUUCAUUUGUGCCAGGUGUGCUAAAACAGAUCAUAAAGAUCAUGAUUGGAAAACUCUAACCACGGCAGCCACUCAAAGGAGGAGAGGUCUGCUUAAAUUUCUAAAGAAGAUCAAGGAAGAGGAUCUGCUUGGAAUCGAUGAGAAGAUAGAGAAGAUGUCAAUACAGAUCUCAGAAAAUAAAGAACUUUGUGAAUCUGAAAUUAAAAAGCUACAGAGGAGUUUUGAUCAGAUAAUGACCAGGCUCAAAAAUAUCGGAAAAUGUCAUAAGAAAACACUUAGAGACGAUUUGGUGAAAAAGGAUGAUCAAUUAAACCAUGUGAAAUCUAACUUAGAGAAGAAGAAAAAGGAAUAA
This is a messenger RNA of Saccostrea cuccullata (small rock oyster), 459 nucleotides long. Its product is annotated as tripartite motif-containing protein 75-like. Lineage: Eukaryota; Metazoa; Mollusca; Bivalvia; Ostreida; Ostreidae. The transcript has a single exon. Gene Ontology annotation, molecular function: zinc ion binding. The coding region runs from base 1 to 459 and encodes 152 amino acids. The record is from RefSeq and is a predicted model, not a curated record.